AUGAAUUGCACUAAUUACGGCAAGAGCCCCUCACAGUUCACUUCGCCUCCCAGCAACCAACAGCAGCAGCAGCAGCCACCAAACCAAACCAAACCACUCAACAUGGCAUUCAAGUUCGUCGCCCUCUUCGCCCUGAUCGCAGCCGCCAGUGCCGGUGUUCUGCCCGUCCAGCAGGUCUACCACGCCGCCCCCGCCGUGGCCACCUACGCCCACGCCCCCGUCGCCGUGGCCCACGCCCAGCCCGUCCUGGCCAAGGCCGCCGAGGAGUACGACCCCCAUCCCCAGUACAAGUACGCCUACGAUGUCCAGGACUCGCUCUCCGGGGACUCCAAGAGCCAGGUGGAGGAGCGCGACGGAGAUGUGGUCCGCGGGGAGUACUCCCUGAUCGACGCCGACGGCUACAAGAGGACAGUGCAGUAGACCGCCGACCCCAUCAACGGAUUCAACGCCGUGGUGAACCGUGAGCCCCUCGUCAAGGCCGUCGCCGUUGCCCCGGUUGUGAAGACCAUCGCCGCCCCCGUUGCCCACUACGCCGCCCCCGCUGCCUACACCUCCUACGCCGCCCCUGCCGUCGUGAAGACCGUGGCCCCCGUGGCCCACUAUGCUGCCCCCGCCGUGGUCAAGACCGUGGCUCCAGUGGCCCACUACGCCGCCCCCGCUACCUACACCUCCUACGCCGCCCCCGCUGUCGCCUACCACCACUAAGAACUGCCAUCCCACAUCCCCAAGCCCUUAUUGUUAUAG
Messenger RNA from Drosophila rhopaloa, 744 nucleotides. RefSeq names its product cuticle protein 21 (gene Ccp84Ad). The record is from RefSeq and is a predicted model, not a curated record. Gene Ontology annotation, cellular component: extracellular matrix. Lineage: Eukaryota; Metazoa; Arthropoda; Insecta; Diptera; Drosophilidae. The transcript has 3 exons.